Molecule: messenger RNA, 426 nt
Organism: Candidula unifasciata
Lineage: Eukaryota; Metazoa; Mollusca; Gastropoda; Stylommatophora; Geomitridae
Source: the annotation of a GenBank genome assembly
AUGAUGAGCAGAUUUCUCUUUGGUGGUCUCUGUGUGUGGGGAUUGGCGUUGUAUGUUACUCUCGGGCAGGAGGAGAAUCCAUGUGCUGGAGCUCCUGAUGGGAAGAACAUACAGCUCAACUGCACCGGCUUCACCAAUUGCACCAAUGGAAAACCGGUUGAGGUGAAUUGUGGGAACGGAACGGUCGUGGAGAGAGAUUCCUUCACUUGUAAACCUAUUGGAACAGGAAACACUAUUUGUGGAACUUCUGGGAUCUGCAGCUCAAAGGGAUUUCAAGCGUCCCCCAACUGUCAAUCGUUCUUCUUUUGCCAGGACAGUUUGUUUUCAAAUAUCAGCCAUAUUUAUUGUCCGGGAGUGUUGCUGUUUGAUGGACGUCGUUGCAACUUUCCUGCCAAUGUGUCCACAAAAUGUGAGCCAAUUAAAUAA